AUACUCCCGAUAUUUAGAUUCUCCCCCAAUCUCUCCUUCCCGAUUUUCAUCUUCUGCCUCCGACCCACACUUUUCUAAUUCUCCAAUUUCUCACCACCAACCUUUAUCAUACACGCAGUAGCGGAGGGGUGAAGCUCCAUUCACAAACCCAUACACAAAAACGCAUCAUCACUCACAUUCCGGCGAUCCGACGAGGCUUGUAACGGCGACAACCGCACCGACUCUGGUCGUUGGCCAUUCCCGUGCGCCACCGUGACCACUGUGCAUUCUUCCACCGCCAAACCAUCACUGAACCAAGGUCGAAGACGGGAGUCUCUGCACGUUUCGCAUCCUUUCUCUCUCGUUCACGGCUUGCCGAAGAGAGCGGACCGCACCUGAACCCUAAACGGCCACUCUCCGUUGGUGCCUUCGAGAGCUUGGGUUGCUGAACGGAGUGAGGUUGAAGCACAAGCCAUAAACGUGACCGAAGUUGAAAUGGAACCUCGCUGAACUCAGCCUUCACUCCCUCAGGCUCAACGCGACUGGGGAAAAAAAGCUUCCACGGCGACGCUGGUCUCAAAACCCUAGCCUUCUCUCUUAAUCAUCGUAGUUGCUCCUGUGAAGCACUGAGAAAGGGUCUUUAUAGAAUGGAAAGCAAUGAAGACCAAUCACUUUCUGAAUUGGAGGAAGAAAUUUUUGAAAAAUUCAGAGCUUUCAUGACAGGGAUUGCAAAGAUUGAUGAGUUGGGAAUUGCUGGAAGCAGGCUGCUGUCUGGAUUUCAACAAGCGAUUGUUGUGCAGAGUUUAUCAGGAGGCCUCCUAUUGAUAUGAAUUCCAAAUUAGUGGACAAGAUAAUUGUAGCUAAUGAAACUAAGAGAGUUAAAGCCUAUAUAAAUUCUGGAUGCAGGAAGCUGAACGAAAGUAUCCAGAGUCUAACAAACUGUCUAUUGUUGGUGCACUUCAGUAUGUCACUAUUACUCAUCCUGAGUUGGCUGUCAACAAGAUUGGGCAGCAGAUUCUGAUUACAAGAGUUCACUCAUGCACACAAGGACUCUGUAACCUUAUAAGAGAAGCUAAAGAAAUACUCAAUGAACUUGAAGGUCUAUUGGGGGAUGUAACAAGUGCUAUUCAGACUACAGAUGGAAAAUUAUUAGCCUUCUCUGGUCUGGAUUUUGAUGUUGAAUUAAUUGAGCAAACAACCUAUAAUGAUUUGGAGGAAAAGGAUGCUUUGUCUCAUUCUCAAAGUCCUGACAUCACUUCUACCAAGAAAAAGAAAAGUGUCGAUGUCACACAUUUAGCCAUGGUAAUGGCUUUCAUAUAUAGCAUGGUCAAACAAGACUAUUUGAUGCAGGAAAAGAUUGUGUCUGCUUUAGAUCUCAAGAUGUCAUCAGAAGAAUUAGAAAGCUACUGCCAAAUGUGGUCUUUGCGCCCCUUCAUAAAUGACGAGAUCGUGAAUGGAGCUUGGGAACAUAUUCAUUGAACAUUCUGUUUUUUUUAUUAUAGGUAUACAAAAAUUAGUUGUCAUUACUUUUCUAGAUUUUCACUUUAUUUUGACAUUGUUUUUCCUCCACCCCUUUUUGAAAAAAUAACACAUUUGUUGUUAACUGAACCUUCAGCCUCAGCUUUCACAAUUUACACUGUUCUGUUUUUUGUUCUCU
Molecule: messenger RNA, 1636 nt
Organism: Vigna unguiculata (cowpea)
Lineage: Eukaryota; Viridiplantae; Streptophyta; Magnoliopsida; Fabales; Fabaceae
Product: FAD-binding protein
Source: RefSeq, a predicted model, not a curated record